AUGGAAAAAUCUAAAAACUUCCGAAUCGACGCACUCCUGGCCGUCGAUCUUCCCAAACUACCGGCUUGCUCGCCUCUUGUCACCUCGCCCGCCUCCUCCACAGCCAGCCCGCCAGAGCUCGACCAGCUCCCGGUCACCUCGGACUGCCUGAGGUCCGACAGCCCGAGCCCUCCGCGCUUUAGCCUCGGCAACCUGAUGCCGAAGCCCAGCUUCCUGAGUGUGCACCAGCAUUCCGGGAUGACGGGCCUCCACCCUCACGGGGCCAUCCCGGCCUCGGCUCUCUACGGUCACCCGGUUUACACAUACUCGGCACUGAGCGGUCAAUCCAACGCCCUGCCUUACUCUUACCCGCAACUCGCGGCCAGCCACCACUCCGAACCCGUCAAAGUAACAGCCGGCACUUUCCAGAUCGACCAGUGGUUGCGAGCGUCCACAGCGGGAAUGAUGUUACCCAAGAUGCCUGAUUUUAACGCACAAACACAAAGCAGCAUGUUGGGGAAAUGCCGUAGGCCUCGAACCGCGUUCACCAGUCAGCAGCUCCUGGAGCUGGAACAACAGUUCAAGCUGAACAAAUACCUCUCCCGUCCCAAAAGGUUUGAAGUGGCCACCUCUUUGAUGCUGACAGAAACCCAGGUUAAAAUCUGGUUUCAGAACAGACGGAUGAAGUGGAAACGCAGUAAAAAAGCGAAGGAGCAGGCCGCGCAGGACGCUGUGAAACAGAAAGGGAAGAGCACUGAGAGUAAAUCGGACGAUUAUCAGAGCAAGGCCGGCCUUACCAAAAGCGACCAGAACAAACCGUCCCGGUUGCGAGACUUUCCAGAGAGUGACGAGGACGGGGACAGUUUGACGUGUCACUCGUCACAGUGCUCCUCAGAGGAGGAAGGUGAGCUGGACCAGCCGCACAAGGAGCCGCCUGUCACCGUCAAAUAG
Molecule: messenger RNA, 930 nt
Organism: Hemiscyllium ocellatum (epaulette shark)
Lineage: Eukaryota; Metazoa; Chordata; Chondrichthyes; Orectolobiformes; Hemiscylliidae
Gene: mnx1
Product: motor neuron and pancreas homeobox 1
Exons: 3
Coding region: 1-930 (309 amino acids)
Biological process (GO): spinal cord motor neuron cell fate specification; central nervous system development; endocrine pancreas development
Cellular component (GO): nucleus
Molecular function (GO): DNA-binding transcription factor activity, RNA polymerase II-specific; sequence-specific double-stranded DNA binding
Source: RefSeq, a predicted model, not a curated record